AUGGCCGCGAAGUCGGACGGCACGGCUGUGCCGUUACAGAAUGACAUCCAGCCUUUGUGUGCGCACACUCCCGUGCUGAGCUCGCCACGCGGCCGUUACACUCUGCUGGACUGCUGCUGGACGCUCGGUGCUCUCCUCGUGUUUUUCUCGGACGGGGCCUCCGACCUGUGGCUGGCCGCCGACUACUACCUGCGACGGGACUACCGCUGGUUCGUUCUCACCCUUGUCUUCGUGGUCGUGCCGUCUGUGGUGGUCCAGGUGCUGAGCUUCCGCUGGUUCGCUUAUGACUACUCGGAGUCGAGCAGCGCCGGUUCCGCUGCGGCAGCCGUGGUGGCGGCAUCCGGAGCUCAGAGGCGCUUCAGCACCACGGAGAGCGGCGCCCGGACCCAAUGCUGCAGAGCCUGCGCCUGGCUCUUCCAUAGCAUCGUGCACAUCCUUCAGCUAGCUCAGGUCUGGAGGUACAUCCAUGCCCUGUAUCUGGGAGUGCAGAGCCGAUGGCGUGGGGACAGCGGACAUAGACACUUUUACUGGCGCAUGAUGUUCGAGAAUGCGGACAUCAGCAUGCUACGGCUGCUGGAGACCUUCCUAAAGAGCGCUCCUCAACUCGUCCUGCAGCUCAGCAUCAUGGUUCAGGCCAUGCAGGUCCUCCCUUUACAAGGCCUGUCUGCUUCUGCUUCUCUGGUGUCUCUUGCCUGGAUGAUGGCAUUCUACCAAAAGGCUCUGCGGGACUCCCGUGAUGACAAGCUGCCCAUGUCUUACAAAGCAGCAGUUGUGCAGAUGCUUUGGCAUUUGUUCAUGGUUGGAGCACGUGCUAUGGCAUUUGCACUGUUCGCCUCAAUAUUCCAACUCUACUUUGGGAUCUUCAUCGUGGCCCACUGGUGUGCCAUGACCUUUUGGAUCAUCCAAGGUGAGACUGACUUCUGCAUGUCCAAGUGGGAGGAAAUCAUUUACAACAUGAUGGUGGGCAUUGUGUACGUGUUUUGCUGGUUCAGUGUGCGAGAGGGACCUACACGUUGCCGCCUGCUUCUCUACAGCCUUAUAGUAUUAGCCGAAAAUGUGGCUCUCACUGCUGCAUGGUACUUGUACCGUGGCCCACACAUCUCUGACUUCUAUGCUGUGGUGGUGGUGUGUGUGGUGGCCUGUAGCUAUGCCCUGGGUACCUUCUUCAUGUUUGUGUAUUACUGCCUGCUACACCCAGAUGGUCCAGUGACUGUUGCCCAUCUAGGAUGUGGCACAGUGGAUGUGGGUGCUGUGUCAGAGGCUUGUCUCUCAACAGCCACCUCUGCUCCUCCUCCAGAUGUGGUGAGUAGCCCACCCAGGACGUUGCAAAGGACUAAAGGAGGAGAGCAGGAAAAUUCAGUUGAAGGGGCAGAUGUCUUUCAGGUGCGCCCCCCUGCUGGUUUAAGGACUCCUGCACCUCGCUCCACCCCAAAGACAGAAGGGCCGGUUAUUCGAAUUGACCUGCCCAGGAAGCAGUACCCUGCCUGGGAUGCUCACUUCAUUGACCGCAGGCUGCGCAAGACCAUCUUGGUCCUAGAGGGUGCAGCACCAGGCACACCCAGGAUCCAGUACCGCUGUUUGGGCACACCAAAGGAGGUCAUGGAGUAUGAAACAACAGUGUGAAUGCCAUACAUUCUUCUAAGAGAGCACUCCAGCUCUUGACGUAUAAGCCUGCAGUCAGAUUACCCUGGUGAAAAUGUCAUUACAACAGGCAGAAGAAAAAGAGAUAGAGAAAGAGGAGUGUACAGACAGUACCUGCCAGGUCUCCACAUUAUAUGAAUUCUUUUUUGUCUUUGACAUCUGUAGAAAAAUGCAUUAUAAGCAGUGGGAUCUGAGUGGUUAAGGCUUCUUGCUAGUAACAAGAUGUUGGGUUCAGAUUCUAGGGUUGUCAGAGAGCCAUUCUUGGCCUUUUUAAACAAAAUCCCUGAUUGCUGUGCUAAAUGCACAGGUUGUUUUCUAGUAUCUUUGGGUAAAAGCAUCCAUAAAAAUACAUAAUACUCCAGCUUAUUUCAAACUAAUCUUUAUCUAACCUUUUAUUAACCAGGGCAUCUGUUCUGAAGCUUUAAUUUCUAAGUUAAAUUAAACAUCACAGUUAUAAUAGAGACUUUUUUCAGACCCAAAGAAGAACAAAUAAACAUCUCAAUGUCCCAAAGACCAAACAAAUAAUAACGUGUAAAAACCGGACUAGCAUUAAUGUAUUUUAUACAUUUCAUAUGGGACUGAAAUAGUCAUCUUGUUUAAACCUGAAGUGCCAAACAAUAGAUGUCUUUUUGCUUGAUUCUUCACGGUACAAGUUCUGCUUCACUUCAGUUAUCUCUGUUUUUGUUUUUCCCCAAACUAAGGCUAACAGCAAUCAUCUAUUGAGUUUAAUAGCUAAUAAUAGCAUUUUUGGAUGCCUACAUGAAUAAUGGGUUCUUUACUCUGUGGUCUUACUCUAAUGAUGUCACCUUGCAGUUACUGCCUGUAGCUUAUUUGUUUGUGAAUUUAAAUAGACAGCCAUAGGACUCCCAAUCAGGAAUUAUUUUACUGCUGAACCAUUCCAGCACUAGUAGAACUUGUAUGAGUAAACCAUUUUGAGCAAUGGUCCUGGGGUUUUGAACACUGUCUAUGUUUACACUAGAGAUUAGGCAUAAUAGGCACAAAUGUUAAUCCUUCUCUAGUCCUUUGUUGUUGUCAGUUUCUGAUCAUAUCACUGCAUUUGCCUGGAUAAUUUUGAUUGAUGGGUAUUUUUAAAACCCUCAAGUAAAACUAAGGUUACAUUUAAAAAGAAUAGUGUGAAUGCGCCCACUGACAAGAACUGUAUUUCUAGAAAGUGAACAUUUAUAAUCGACCUGAUAAAAUGUGUCAUUUUCAGUGUAGUUUAUGUACAUCAUAUUCACAUAUUUUACAUUUUACCUGCUACAGAAGAAGUGGAUAGAUACAGAAUAGAUUGAAAAGGCUGGAGUAUUACUUUAAUGAACAUAAAUGUGUUAAAGUAUGCUAUUUUUGGUGGUCCAAUUUUAUAGCAUGUGUGCUACAGAAACCCAGAGAGAGAGGAUAGGAUGCAAAGAUACCAGAGACUACAAAGUAUACAUCAGGUUGUGUUCAAGUAGAGUGAUGAUAUUCUUCAUAUAUUCUUAAAAUAUCUUCAUAAAAAUGGUCUGGUUUCAAACCACAACUAAAAGAUUUGCCUGAUUGUUAACUUUUAUUCGUUAUUUAUUUAUAGAGACUGAGGUAUUGUAGCUUUUAGGUGAGGUAAAAUUUAUGAACAAAUAUAUUUAUUCAUCAGUGUUCAGCCCAUGUCAAAAACUAUAAUAUAGCAGAUUAAAAAACAACAGAACAAAAACAAUCCAAAUUUAGAAUUUGAGGAUCCUUUCAGACAAAAAAUACAAGACAUUCCCCAUAAAUACGUUUUUUAAUACUUCUGCAGUAUUUGACAGAUGAUGUCUAAAAGCUAACAGGGCUCAGCUCUUUCAGGUUCAACUAGACUAUAAGAUGUUUGCAAUGAAUCAAACUGUAGUGUAUGUUUACAUGUUUAAAGUCAUACUCUUUUUUAGAAUUAAUUAAGAUUAGCAUUGUGGUUACAUGGCCAUGAAGAUUGGAUCAACAUGAGCAAUAAAUUCAGACGUUCCUGCAUUAUAAAAAUUGUAAUUAGAAGGAUUUUCCACCAAUAUAUCUGUAAAUUGUUGGUGAAUCAUUAACUUCAUUUUGAUCAAAGCAUCUAUUCAUCAUAUGUGAUACAUAGCAUGAUGUUUACAUACAUUAGUUUCUAAAUAGGUUGUCUCCCAUCAAAACUAUGUGUGUGACAUAAACACACAUAAGCUACUAUUUGGACCAGAACUUGUAUGUCUCGACUUGUUUUCUAUUUUUAGAAUGUAAAUGUAUGGUAUUUAAGCUUUCUGUGAUAAAGAAACAGACUCAAUGAAUAUUCUACCAAAAUAAUUAAAAGAGGUACAUAAUUCAAAAGACAGAAUUCCAUUUGAACUUAGCAAGGAUGAUUAGCUAUCUGUUAGAAAGGCUUAAUAAGAAGAAAUUAUUGUUUCAGUGUAGUAUAUUGUAAUAGCAUGGAAUUGUGGUGCUGGUAAGCAAGACGGUGCAUCCAAAAAUACAGAAACAUAACGUUUCA
This is a messenger RNA of Tachysurus vachellii, 4105 nucleotides long. It is a transcript of the gene xkr7a, whose product is annotated as XK related 7a. The record is from RefSeq and is a predicted model, not a curated record. Gene Ontology annotation, cellular component: plasma membrane. Lineage: Eukaryota; Metazoa; Chordata; Actinopteri; Siluriformes; Bagridae. Gene Ontology annotation, biological process: phosphatidylserine exposure on apoptotic cell surface; apoptotic process involved in development; engulfment of apoptotic cell. The coding region runs from base 1 to 1623 and encodes 540 amino acids. The transcript is spliced from 3 exons.